Messenger RNA from Phialemonium atrogriseum, 1416 nucleotides. RefSeq names its product putative Yip1 domain-containing protein. Gene Ontology annotation, biological process: endoplasmic reticulum to Golgi vesicle-mediated transport; vesicle fusion with Golgi apparatus. The transcript has 2 exons. The record is from RefSeq and is a predicted model, not a curated record. Gene Ontology annotation, cellular component: trans-Golgi network. The coding region runs from base 158 to 1168 and encodes 336 amino acids. NCBI's taxonomy places the organism in Eukaryota, Fungi, Ascomycota, Sordariomycetes, Cephalothecales, Cephalothecaceae.
ACAGAGUGCAUGCAUAUUAUUGCUUCACGAAGCAAGUUAUUCUAUUCUGCCUGCGGCCCCGCUCAAACCUUGAGAUCGAAACUGUUGGGCUCGACGCAUCUGCUGGGUAUCCUCCGACGGCAGCCAAAAUCCCUAGAUACCGACCGACCAACCAACCAUGUCUCAAUACUACGGCGCACCGCCGAACCAGGCCUACGGGCCGUCGUCAGCCCAAAACCUCCAGUUCUACACGUCGCCGUCAUAUGCCCAGCCCGUGUCCGGCCACGCAACGCCAUCACAAGCCUCGUAUGGCUACGGCGGCCAGUCCUCGUCGGCCGGGUACGGUGCGCCGGGCGGUUUUGGCGCGAGCUUCGGUGGCGCCCCAGGAGUCUCGGGCCGCAUGGGCGAGCAGGGCGGCUUGAGGACCGGCUGGCUGGCGGCAUUUUCCACCGAGGGCUACGAUGGCGAGCCGCCGUUGCUAGAGGAGCUUGGGGUCAACUUCGCACACGUACAAGCAAAGACCCUCGCCGUUCUCAACCCCUUCACCCGCAUCGACCAGCACCUGAUGGAUGACAGUGACAUGGCAGGGCCCAUCCUAUUCUUCCUCCUCUUCGGCACCUUCCUCCUCUUCAGCGGCAAGGUCCACUUCGGCUACGUGUACGGCGUCGCCCUCCUCGGCUCCAUAAGCCUCCACAUAAUCCUCAGCCUCAUGACCCCCUCCGACGGCGCCAUCCCCGCCCAGGCACCCACCUACCCAGGCCAACCAACCGACCCCUCCUCCUCCUCCGCCGCACCCCCCUCCUCCGGCGGCGGCGGCCCCUCCUCCGCCUCCAACCCGACCUCCCUCUCCGGCGGGCCCGCUCCAGGCCCCCUCUCCAGCACGCUGACAUUCCCGCGCUCCGCCUCGGUCCUGGGCUACUGCCUGCUCCCGCUGGUCGCCACCUCGCUGGCCGGCAUCGUCGUGCCCAUGGACACGCCGCUGGGCAUCGUGCUCACUGCCGCAGCCAUCCUGUGGUGCGUCGUCAGCUCCAGCAGCAUGUUCUGCGCCAUCGGCCGCAUGCCCCGCGGCAUGCGCGCCCUCGUCGCCUACCCGCUCGCCCUCUUCUACGCAGGCUUCGGCAUCAUGGCCGUCUUCAGCAGCCGCGGGAGCGGCGGCGCCCUGGCCAGGGUCGCUGCUGCGGGGGUGUGAUCUUGGUUUGGUCUCUGUAUUUUUUUUUCCCUACCUUUUUCUUUGUUGCCCGUUCCUUCCUGGGGAGGGAAAGGAGAGGGGCGGGAGUUGGUUGCGGAGGAAGGUCGUUUACAAGCAAUAUUUUUUUGGGGGUGCCGCAGCUGGCAAAGAUGUGGAUGGGGAAGAAUAUGCGGUUUGAGGAGACCGGAUUAGAGGAUGCGGUGGCUUGCGUUGUAGCGUUAUGAGGCGGUUUUCAACAAGAGACUCAA